AUGGCCUGCUGUCUGUGUGAGGACAGCACACCGCUGAAAGUGCUGUCUCUGGGUGCAGAUGUGUUGCCAGAGUACAAGCUCCAGGCUCCUCGCAUCCACAAGUGGACGGUGUUGCACUACAGCCCCUUCAAGGCGGUGUGGGACUGGCUCAUUCUGCUGCUGGUCAUCUACACCGCCAUCCUGACGCCCUACUCAGCCGCAUUCCUCCUCAAUGACCAGGAAGAGGUAGCCAUGCAGAGGUGUGGCUACUCCUGCUCUCCUCUCAACGUGGUGGACCUCAUAGUGGACAUCAUGUUCAUUAUCGACAUCCUCAUAAACUUCAGGACAACAUAUGUGAACUCUAACGAUGAAGUGGUGAGCCACCCGGUGCGCAUCGCCGUCCACUAUUUCAAAGGCUGGUUCCUCAUCGACAUGGUGGCUGCUAUUCCCUUUGACCUGCUCAUCUACCGCAACGGAGAGGAGACCACCACUCUGAUUGGUCUGCUGAAAACUGCUCGUCUGCUGCGGUUGGUGCGGGUGGCCAGGAAGUUGGACCGCUACUCGGAGUACGGCGCAGCUGUCCUCUUCCUUCUCAUGUGCACCUUCGCUCUCAUCGCUCACUGGCUGGCCUGCAUCUGGUACGCAAUCGGUAGCGUAGAGAGGAACGGUUCGAUAGGCUGGCUCCACACCCUGGGGGACCAGCUAGGAAAACAUUUCAACGAUUCUAUUCCAGGUUCAGGACCUUCCAUCAAAGACAAGUAUGUCACCGCUCUGUACUUCACCUUCAGCAGUCUGACCAGUGUGGGCUUUGGAAAUGUGUCCCCCAACACCAACUCUGAGAAGAUCUUCUCCAUUUGUGUCAUGCUCAUUGGAUCCCUGAUGUAUGCCAGUAUCUUUGGGAACGUGUCAGCCAUCAUCCAGAGGCUCUACUCGGGGACAGCCCGCUACCACACCCAGAUGCUGAGAGUCAGAGAGUUCAUCCGCUUCCACCAGAUCCCCAACCCGCUCCGGCAGAGGCUGGAGGAGUAUUUCCAGCACGCCUGGUCCUACACCAACGGGAUCGACAUGAAUGCUGUGCUGAAAGGUUUCCCUGAGUGUCUCCAGGCGGAUAUUUGCCUCCAUCUCAACCGGACGUUGCUGCAGAACUGUAAGGCUUUUAAAGGCUCCACCAAGGGCUGCCUCAGGGCGUUGGCCAUGAAGUUCAAGACCACCCACGCACCCCCGGGUGACACGCUGGUUCAUGCCGGGGACGUCCUCACUGCCCUCUACUUCAUAUCCAGGGGCUCCAUAGAGAUCCUGAGAGGAGACGUGGUGGUAGCCAUCUUGGGUAAGAACGACAUCUUUGGUGAGCCGAUCAACCUGUACUCCCGUCCAGGUAAAUCCAAUGCGGAUGUGAGAGCUCUAACUUACUGCGACCUCCAUAAAAUCUUCAGAGAGGAUGUUCUGGAGGUGCUCGACAUGUAUCCGGAGUUCGCAGACCACUUCUGGAACAACCUGGAAAUCACUUUCAACCUCAGAGACACCAACAUGAUCCCAGGCUCUCCCAGCAGUGAUGAGUCCAAAUGUGGGGGAUUCAACAAAUUACGGCGACGCAAGUUAUCAUUCCGAAGACGUACAGAAAAAGAUGAUGCAGAUGCAGGAGAAAUUAAGAAGUCCCAUAAGACUGUAAGGCGAAGACAGCGGGAGGCAGCCAGCAACCAGAAACAGGAGGAGGCAUCAAAGAGGCAGUGGGGGGCACAUCGGAGCUCAAUGUCUUCGCACUCCAGUGGGGACGAGGGGGAAGGGACAGUUGUGACCACUCUCGCACCCCCACCUGCAAUGCUGGAGAAUCUGCAGGCUCAAGCCACACCGCUGAGCUUCAGUGAGACCACCGACGGCGAUGGAGACCCCAAGACUGGGAACACUUGCAAUGCCCUGUCAGGGGCAUUCUCAGGUGUGUCCAACAUUUUUAGUUUCUGGGGGGAGAGCCGGGGGAGUGGUCAGUACCAGGAGGUUCCCAGCUGCAGCCUAGCCUCCCCCCCGCCCCUCAACACACCGCUGCACAGCCUGAGCCGACAGCAACGCAACCAGCUGGACACUCGCCUGGAUCUGCUGCAGAAACAGCUCAACAGGUUGGAGAGUCGCAUGUCAACAGACAUUGGAGUGAUCAUGCAGCUGCUGCAGCGGCAGAUGGCCCUGGUUCCUCCGGCCUACAGCGCCAUUUCAUCACCACCUCAGGCCUCGCCGUACCCUGGUCCCGGUCCAGGACCAGGUCCAGGAGAGCGAGUGGCUCAACCUGUUACACCUCUGGAGACGGACACUCUGACCUCCCUGUCACAGAUCUUGGAUUCCCAGGACUUUGAGGAGUUCCCAGCCAAGCCCCUUGACUCCCUGCAGCCCCAGGACUCCCCUCUGAUCAACACCAGCCACAGCCAGCCCGCCCCCUCCGGGCUGGACAGCCUGGGCCAGCAUCUGGAGCUGGAGCUGGGACUGGGCAGCGGGGUUGGGGUCAUUUCAGGGGCAGGAGCAGGGGCAGGUUCAGGUUUAGGUUUAGACUUAGGGAGCGGGGCAGUGGGCUCAAACAUAGGAGCAGGGUUAGACUUUGGUUCAGGGAUAUGUAUGGAGGCUGAGGUGGUGCCAGCUGCUGCAACAGGAGUGUCACCUUUGGAUCCUGAGACCCCAAGGAGGCUGUCCCUCCAAGAACCACAGACACCUCUGGACUCACGGACACCACAGAGACACAGCUCCGACCCUGGGGGGAGCUAA
Stegastes partitus (bicolor damselfish) is the source of this 2724-nucleotide messenger RNA. RefSeq names its product potassium voltage-gated channel subfamily H member 2-like. The transcript is spliced from 16 exons. Gene Ontology annotation, biological process: regulation of heart rate by cardiac conduction; membrane repolarization during cardiac muscle cell action potential; potassium ion transmembrane transport. Gene Ontology annotation, cellular component: plasma membrane. Gene Ontology annotation, molecular function: inward rectifier potassium channel activity. Lineage: Eukaryota; Metazoa; Chordata; Actinopteri; Pomacentridae. The record is from RefSeq and is a predicted model, not a curated record. Bases 1 to 2724 code for a protein of 907 amino acids.